GACGGUCAUGGGAGUCAUCAGACUCCAAGUUUUCGAGAGUUUUGUGACUCUAACAGGAUUCUCCUAGCUACUCUCCCUCCCCACUCAUCUCACCGACUCCAGCCACUCGACGUUGGCAUGUUCAAGCCCCUCUCGAGCGCGUAUACCGAAGAACUUAAUAGUCUGUCCCACCGCAGUCAAGGCUUGGUGGAGGUGCACAAAAGUGACUUUUUAUGGUUAUUUUGGGCGGCGUGGACACGGGCGUUCACGUCUAACAAGAUACUGAGCUGUUUUCGAGCUACUGGCGUCCACCUGCAGGAUGGUAAUGCCGUGCUUAAACAUCUUAAAAAGUCAACACCACAACAAGAUAUUAAUCUAGAACUUGGAGAGCACGGUGAUGGGGAUACUGCAAAAGAGCUGUCUAAUUUUCUAGACAAAACUAUAACGGGUUGUGCUAAAGUUAUAGUCUCUGCGGUGAAAGACACCAUUGCUUCACUCUAG
Molecule: messenger RNA, 480 nt
Organism: Exserohilum turcica Et28A
Lineage: Eukaryota; Fungi; Ascomycota; Dothideomycetes; Pleosporales; Pleosporaceae
Exons: 1
Molecular function (GO): nucleic acid binding
Source: RefSeq, a predicted model, not a curated record